AGUAUCCUCAACAAGCUGACUCCAGAGAAGUUUGAGCAGCUGAUGAAAAAGUUUACUGACCUCCAUCCUGCCAUCAAUACAGAGGAACGACUGAAUGGAGUGGUAGAGCUGGUGUUCGAAAAAGCCAUCAGUGAACCCAGCUCUCUGGAACCUACGCCAGUAUGUGUCGCUCUCUGACCCCAUUGAAAACAUACCAGAUCGGUCAGCCCAAGAUGAAGGUUGGUUUCGUGGGGUUGCUGCUUACACGGUGUUGGAAGGAGUUUAUGAAGGACAGGUCCUAUAACAACCCCUGGCCUUGAAACAUAAAGAGAUGGAGGCUGCUGCAUCAGCUGGGGAACAGGAAAGGCUGAAGGAAGAGCUGAAACAGAUGAAGAUUAAGGCCCACAGAUGCUCCUUAGGAAACAUCAGGUUCAUGGGUGAGCUCUACAAUCAGCAGAUGCUGACAGAGGCCAACAUGCACGAUUGCAUGCGCAAGUUACUCCAAAGCCACAAUGAGCAGUCACUUGAGUGACUCUGUAAGCUGCUCACCACUGUGGGCCAAGAAUUGGACAUCGAGAAAGCAAAGUGAAAGAUGGAUGGAUCCUUCAGCCAGUUGCAGGAGCUGAUCAUGGAGUGAAAAAUGUCCUCUCGUAUAUGCUUCAUGAUGCAGGAUGUUGUGGACCUGAGACUGAACAAUUGGGUGUCUCGGAGAGCUGUUCUGGGACCUUAGGUUAUCAAGCAGGUCCAUGAAGAGGCAGAAAUGGAGGAACAAGUGGAAGAAAAGGUUCUUCAUAGGAAGAGAACAGUGGUGCAAAAAAAGGAGAUCUGGAGCUCUGUGUUGUCAAUGGGAAAGGACAGGACAGCAGAGCCCAGUGUAGUUCCCAAAGCCUCCACACCAGAACCAGAGGGCUCAGUGUGUGAACUGCAACCAAAGGGCUCUGAAGAUAUCUCUACAUCAGAACCAGAGGGCUCAGAACAGGCAGCAGUGGAAGCAGCAGUUGAGUCCUCCAAACAAGAAACAGAGGAGCCCUCCGCACCACACCCAGAGGAGCCCUUUAAACCAGAACAAGAGGAGCCCUCUGCAGCAAACCCAGAGGAGCCCUCUAAACCACAACAAGAGGAGUCCUCUAAACCAGAACAAGAGGAGCCCUCAACAGCACACCGAGAGGAGCCCUCCGCAGCACAACCAGAGCCCUCUAAACAAGAACAAGAGGAGCCCUCUGCAGCACACCCAGAGGAGUCCUCUAAACCAGAACAAGAGGAGCCCUCAACAGCACACCGAGAGGAGCCCUCCGCAGCACAACCAGAGCCCUCUAAACAAGAACAAGAGGAGCCCUCUGCAGCACACCCAGAGGAGCCCUCUAAACCACAACAAGAGGAGCCCUCUGAACAAGAAAAUGAGGAACCCUCUGCAGCACACCCAGAGGAGCCCUCUAAACAAGAACAAGAGGAGCCCUCCACACCACACCCAGAGGAGUCCUCUAAACCACAACAAGAGGAGUCCUCUAAACUACAACAAGAGGAGCCCUCCACAGCACACCCAGAGGAGCCCUCUAAACCACAGCAAGAGGAGCCCUCCGCAGCACACCCAGAGGAGCCCUCUGAACCACAGCAAGAGGAGCUCUCCGCAACACAUCCAGAGGAGCCCUCUAAACAAGAACAAGAGGAGUCCUCCGCAGCACACCUAAUGGAGCCCUCCGCAGUACACCCAGAGGAGCCCUCCGCAGUACACCCAGAGGAGCCCUCUGCAGCACACCCAGAGGAUCCCUUUAAAUAAGAACAAGAGGAGCCCCCUGCAACACAAACAGAGGAGCCCUCUAAACCAGAAAGAGAGGUGCCCUCCACAGCAAACCCAGAGGAGCCCUCUAAACCACAACAAGAGGAGCCCUCCGCAGCACACCCAGAGGAGCCCUCUAAACCACAACAAGAGGAGCCCUCAACAGAAGAACUAGAGGGCUCAGAAGGCUCUGAACCAGCAGAGGUGGAGACAGAAGACCCAUCAAUCCUCUUAACUGAGCCCUCAACACCAGAGCACUCAGAGCCACCCUCAGAAGAGAGUCUCUCCAUAGAUGGGAGCAGUGAAAACAUGACUGGAAGGAGGCACCAUGUGGAAGACAAGUUGACAGUGGGGGUGGUGAUAAUUAAGGCUAUUGCAUUUGUUUUAAAUGCAGAAUUUUAUUAAGGGGAGAAUCACAAUUAGUGCAUUUAAAGAAUGUGCAUUUAAAAAAAAUGGUGCAAAGAAAUUGUGCAAAGAAAGAAAGAAAUGGUGCAAAGUGAAAAAAGAGAUGUGGUGCAAAUAAAAAAUAAAUUAAAAAAAUAUAAAACGUUAUUUAAUGAAUAAUCCAGCAGACGUAUCAAGACAGUAACAAGCAAAGGUCCAAGUAGGCCCAAGAAGACUCCGAGAUGUCUGCUCUCCCACUAAUCAUUAUCAGUUUUUACUACCCCUUUGCUGACACUGGUCCACCAACUAGUGGACCUCAGAGACAUUCCAGGUGGGGGAAGGUAGCCACAUGCAAAAGCAAAGGAAUGUGGCUGAGAAGAAACUCACUCCAUUCCCCCACAGGAAAGACGCAUAAAGCCCAUAAAACAGACUUUUCUUCAUUAAUUUAUAGACAAUGUCCUCAGGACAUUGUGUGUAUGAUUAUUACCAUCUCGUAUAGUGUUUUUUGUACUGUAUACCAUUUUGUGCAUGCUUUAUGACAGAACCACUAGAUAAUGUAAAAUUAUUGGUAUCAUGCUUCCUAUCAAGUUAAUCCUUGUGUGAUGCCCUAAACAUUGGAGUAUAGCACCCCUUAUAGCAUGCAUUGUAUGCUUGUUAUAUUAAUCAUAGCAUAAAGGGGCACAAACUGCUAGCUAACUCCAAUCAUGCGAAUGAGUCAGCUUCCAAACAAAGGAACUUUUCCCGCUGGAAAAUUGCACCUUUCUCAUUGGUCAAGCCAAACUCGAGAGGAGUGACCUCCCUCAGUAGUUAAAGUGCACUGUCAGAGUGACCUCUCUCUCUCUCUUCUCUUUCUCUCUCCCUUCUGCUCAUGGUUGCUGUUUGUGUGGGACCGGAAACACCUGGUCUGACCGCGAGGUCGCGGGCUGGCAGGCCUCAAACACAUCAAGCCAUGUGUAACUUCCUUGACCAUAACAGAGUCAAAUUAACACUGCAAGUUCAUCAUCAUUUCUUCAUUAAACGCGGAAGAAAUUGAUUGCAACUUCAACACCAUCGACUCAAGGAACCAGCAAGACUUUCUCGUGAGACUGCAUCCGGGCACUCUCUCAAUAGUCAAGGCAUUGCAAGUAUCAUACAAUUAACUAACUAAACAGAGGUUUAGUAUAAGCUGAUUCUUAUAAGUAAGGUUCUUUGAAGGUUCUUUGAAGUAAGAAACUGAUGGUUUUUUCAGAUGGUUAAAUGACUCUUUUCAUAACUUCAUUCCCCUGUUCUGUUCCUGUUUCAUUCACUUUCACUUUUCCAUUUCCCAUGUAUGCGUGAUUUGUGUGUAUGUGUUUGUUUAGAUUAGUUAUGUGUUCAUGAUUUAGUUAAA
This is a messenger RNA of Myxocyprinus asiaticus (Chinese sucker), 3509 nucleotides long. Its product is annotated as proteoglycan 4-like. The transcript has 6 exons. Lineage: Eukaryota; Metazoa; Chordata; Actinopteri; Cypriniformes; Catostomidae. The coding region runs from base 740 to 1756 and encodes 338 amino acids. The record is from RefSeq and is a predicted model, not a curated record.